Talaromyces amestolkiae is the source of this 855-nucleotide messenger RNA. RefSeq lists its product as uncharacterized. Bases 1 to 855 code for a protein of 284 amino acids. NCBI's taxonomy places the organism in Eukaryota, Fungi, Ascomycota, Eurotiomycetes, Eurotiales, Trichocomaceae. The record is from RefSeq and is a predicted model, not a curated record. The transcript has 4 exons.
AUGUCUCUUGGUCAUUCUUCUAGCCUCACAGCCAAGCCAUGGACCGAUAUCUUCACGAGUGAUACAUGCAUUGAUCGACGACAAUGCCACCGCACAGUGCCCAUGAAAGUGCUGGUACUUGGUGUUGGCAGAACAGGAACUGCGUCGAUUCGGGCCGCACUUCAAAGACUCGGCUACAACAAGACGUACCAUAUGAUGUCUGCUAGUGUUGAGAAUCCCCCGGACUGUUUAAUGUGGCACGAUGCUCUCUGCGCAAAAUACGACGGAGUUGGGAAAUUUGGUCGCGCAGAAUGGGACCAACUACUAGGUGAUUGUCAGGCUGUCUGUGACUGGCCGGCUUGUGCCUUUGCAAAAGAAUUGAUUGAAGCUUAUCCAAACGCAAAAGUCAUUCUGAACACCCGCGAUGUCGAUUCAUGGUAUGAAUCCGUCAAGAGAACAGUUUAUUGGCGAGUCAGAGAUCCAGAACACUUCCUUGCUUCCAAAGUGAGCUGGGCAGCGGGCAUGUACUAUCCCAUGCUCAACAAAUUCUUCGAUACAUUUUUCCGUGGGGAUUUCCUCAAUGAGGGAAAACAAGUUUAUCUAGACCAUCUCCAAGAAGUUCGCAGCCUCGUGCCCCCAGAAAAUCUGCUCGAAUACAGAGUCAGCGACGGCUGGGGUCCGCUGUGUAAAUUUCUCGGCGACGACCUCCCCGAAAGUCCUUUCCCACGGGUCAAUGACAUCAAUAAUUUCCAAAAACGUUGCAGUACUCGCAAUCGGAUGCAAAUGUUAAAUGCUGCUUUACAAGCGGCGGUUUUUAGUGGAUCUUUUCUGGCGACAGGGUGGGUCGCAUUGACAUUUCUUCAACGGCAUCUGUGA